Ctenocephalides felis (cat flea) is the source of this 389-nucleotide messenger RNA. RefSeq lists its product as uncharacterized. The transcript is spliced from 2 exons. NCBI's taxonomy places the organism in Eukaryota, Metazoa, Arthropoda, Insecta, Siphonaptera, Pulicidae. Bases 24 to 389 code for a protein of 121 amino acids. The record is from RefSeq and is a predicted model, not a curated record.
CUAUUUUACUAAAUUUAUUAAAAAUGAGGUCCUGUACUAUUUUUUUACUAACAUUUUUAGUCCUAAAUGUAUUUUUGUGUGCUAAAGCCGACAGUUUUAGUGACAAUAUCGAUAAAUUCACCAACGAGUUCGAAAGUGGUGUCAAAAAUGUUCAGAGUGGUGUCCAAGAAGAGGAUGACGUCAUCAAGAAGAAUUUGAAGAAGUUACAAGGUGCUUCAGAGACCCUUCAAGAAAAUGCAGGGCAACUUUUUAACAAAUUCAAAGAACAAAUGGGAAAACUUGGCGAACAAAUUUCUGAGACCUUCAACAAAGCCAAGGAACAGGUCAAAAAAUUGGUCAAAAGGGCUGGGGAAAAAAUGAGGGACUUUAAAUUGGAAAAAUUAAAUUAA